This is a messenger RNA of Maylandia zebra (zebra mbuna), 4510 nucleotides long. The record is from RefSeq and is a predicted model, not a curated record. NCBI's taxonomy places the organism in Eukaryota, Metazoa, Chordata, Actinopteri, Cichliformes, Cichlidae.
GAUGCUCUCCGCCGUGCACCCUGCGUCCGGCAACGAGCUGACACAACCAAGAGGUGAAAGAAGACACACCACCCAGCAACAUGACUGCACCCAGCAACACCUACGAUGUUAUAGUGGUCGGCGCGGGCAUAUCAGGUUUGAGUGCUGCAAAGCUGUUGAAAGCCAGUGGGCUCGAUCCUGUAGUGUUGGAAGCCAGAGACCGGGUUGGUGGUCGUACCUUCACUGUGCAGAAUAAGGAGGCAAAGUGGGUUGAUCUAGGCGGUGCCUACAUUGGACCGACACAGAACCGCAUCCUCCGUCUGGCCAAAGAGUAUGGCAUAAAGACCUACAAAGUCAACGAGCAGGAGAACUUGGUGCAUUAUGUUAAUGGAAAGUCUUACCCGUUCAAAGGCUCCUUGCCUCCCAUGUGGAACCCCAUCGCUUUGAUGGACUUCAACAACCUCUUUAGAACAAUGGAUAAGAUGGGCGAGGAGAUUCCCAGAGACGCUCCCUGGAGAGCUCCCCAUGCUGAGGAGUGGGACAAGAUGACCAUGCAGGAACUCUUUGAAAAACUCUGCUGGACCAGAACUGCUCGUCGCUUCGCCACACUGUUUGUCAACGUAAACGUGACCUCUGAACCCCACGAGGUGUCGGCUCUCUGGUUCCUCUGGUACGUCAAACAGUGCGGAGGGACAAUGAGGAUCUUCUCCACCACCAAUGGAGGACAGGAGAGGAAGUUUGUAGGGGGUGCGAAUCAGGUGAGUCAGUGCAUGGCGAGGGAGCUGGGAGACCGAGUGAAGCUGCAGUCUCCAGUCUACAGGAUCGACCAGACCGGAGACAUGGUUGUGGUGGAGACCGUGGACAAGCAGACCUACAAGGCCAAGUAUGUGAUCGUGGCCACACCACCUGCUUUGAAUCUGAAGAUGCACUUCAACCCUGAGCUGCCCCCACUGAGGAACCAGCUGAUCAACCGUGUUCCCAUGGGCUCUGUCAUAAAGUGCAUGGUCUACUACAGAGAGAACUUCUGGAGGAAAAAGGGUUACUGCGGCAGCAUGGUGAUAGAGGAGGAGGGUGCUCCCAUCGGUCUCACCCUGGAUGACACAAAGCCUGAUGGGACUGUACCUUGUAUUAUGGGAUUCAUCCUUGCCCACAAGUGCAGAAAGCUCUCAAGCCUGUCCAAGGAAGAAAGGUUGAGGAGGAUCUGUGAGAUCUACUCCAAAGUGCUGGGCACAGAUGAGGCUUUGCAUCCGGUGCACUAUGAGGAGAAGAACUGGUGUGAAGAGGAGUACUCUGGAGGCUGCUACACAGCCUAUUUCCCCCCAGGAAUCCUUACUCAGUUUGGCAGAGUGCUGAGAGAGCCGGUGGGCAAGUUGUACUUUGCAGGCACAGAGACGGCCACCGAAUGGAGUGGCUACAUGGAGGGGGCCGUACAAGCUGGAGAGAGAGCAGCCAGAGAGGUCAUGUGUGCGAUGGGUAAACUCCAACCUAAUCAGAUCUGGCAACCUGAGCCUGAGAACGAUGAAAUCCGGGCACUCCCGUUUGUUACCACCUUCUGGGAGAGAAACCUGCCUUCGGUUGAUGGUUUCCUCAAAUUCUUAGGAGUCUCCACAUUCCUGUCUGCUGCCACCGCAGCUGGCUUGGUGGCCUACAAGAAGGGCAUCAUCCCCCGGAGUUAAACCACCCUGUCGUCUCACUCCUCCACAUCUCAAGGGAACACGUCUCAAUAGACACUUGUGUACUUCUAGUGCUUUAUGGGCCCAAACUACAGAGUAGUGACCUACAUAGGGUAUACAUUGUUUUUUGAGAAACACCGUGAUGUGAGAAGGACUGCUCAGCUCAUGCAAAAACACUAACACACUGUUACUCUGUCCACAAACGAAAGAGAGAAUGAAGCAGGUGAGAAGGGCUGACUGAAAGGUGUUUGAGAGGAGGGACGAAAGCCUAACUUCAGUUUAAAACAUGCAGACUCAGAUUGUGAAACCAAUGAAGGAAAAAAGAUCAGAAUCAGUUCGUAAGGGGAAACCUUCUCUGUCACUAUUACUAUCCCAUACAAUGCCAAUGAAAUCCACUGUGUCGAUUAUAUGUGAGUUUAUAAAAGUCGCCAUGCUUACUGUGUGUAUGAGCCUCGUCUGUGUCGCAUGCUUCGGUGAGCAUGCGUUCGUGAGCGUGUGGUCAUCAAAGUUUCUGUACAAAGUUGCGAGCGCGUGUGCAUGAGUUUACACUGUGUGUCUAAUUACCGCUGCCUAUUUUAGGUGCCAAUUUAUUCUGGCCAAGCAGCCGUAGCUGUUUGACGAAAUCCAGUGACUUCAGAAGAGAAAAGAGCACCUAAAGUGAGUUGGUACUGCGUGAAAUGGGCAAUGUUGUUUCUCUUAAAUUUUAAUUUUAUUUAAAUCCCAAAGUGCAAAUUAUGUGCCCUAAUAUGAAAUUACUGAAUUCGUAUAGCUAAUUGUCUCCUUCAUGGUGACUCCUUUCAUAUAAAUCCUCUGUUUAAACUAUAGUAAGUCUUAGGUAUCAGCAAACACGGGCUACCAAAUAUGGCCACCAAAAAUUAAGACGGUGCCAGUCUAAGUACUGAACCCAUAAAUUUAAUUGGUAAUCCAUAAACUAAUGGUGACAAUAAUGAUUAUUAUAAAUAAUUAUUAAACACUUCUCAGUUAUAGUUACUUGUUGUUUUAACUCUUUACCCGCUUGUAUAAAUCGACCAGGAGUGACCUUGAAUGCUUCAGGCUUAUAGAACAAAACGACUGGUGUGCAUCAUAAGUUAGUGCGGGUGGUCUCUCCCUGUGCAACUAGACUUAGAAAAACCCAGAAACUGUUCUGAUUGUCUUCAAACCACAACUUUAUUGAUAUAUGCUGAGGUGUCAAAACUCAUCAUCAAGGCUACAAAGGGGAUGUCGUCAGUGUCUCUUUAUGGAGUAAAGAGUUAAAGUUUAUCCAGACUGAACACAGAGCAGGUACAGAUGUUCAACAAAUAGUUAUGUUUUCUAUAUUUUUAAUCUUCAAGUAUACCAAAUUUUUCAUAUCCAUAGAUAAAAGUGUGCACGUUUUAUUAAUAAGAGCUCAGAAGUGGGGCUAGAAGGUGAAUGCAGCUUAGCUUUUUGUGACUUCUCAAACAAUCUAGUUUUUUCCUGUAGUUUCUCUUCAACAGGAACUCUAGGCUCACGUACAUAAGCCAGGAAGUGGUAAGACAGACCAGUUCACUGUUAGAAUUUGUGGGAUUUGUUGACAGACAAAAAGAAAAACUCAUCCUAAGAAUGAGAAGAGUCAGCCUUAUUCUUUUAAUGGAAAUGUAGUGGUGUCCAGCUGCUAGUGUGGUAAUCUAUCGAUCAGUAUGACGGAAGCAUUUGAAUGUAUUUUCCUCACACUAGAUAACACAUGCAUGGUGGUUUUGCUAAGGUAAUCACAUUUUUCACUUGUGUAUUUUUACCUUUUCACAUUCUCACUUCAGAUAAACACGAUCCCACCGGCUCUAAGGCGUCCUUGUAACAACUGUUUUGAUUUGUUUAGGAAAAAGGAAACUGUCUUUUAGAGAAACUUUAAAGAAAUGACAUUCUUGCUGAAAAACUGACUCGCUGCAACAAAGGUUUAAGUACUGGCUGCUCAGCAAGCAGUGUCAUCAGCAAUCAUUUGUCCGGGUAAAAUCAUUUGUCGGGGGUGUAGAUGUGAAAGCCAACCUGCUGCACAGUCCUCUGUGUGCAGCUCUUUAUGCCCACUACAAGAAUCAUGCUGUUCUUGUCCCAAAGAUGUUUGUGAGUGUAGUUUAUCUGUUGUGCCUUAAUGGAAAUUGUAACGUUUUUGUCAUUUUAUCGCAAGUGCCUGUGACUCUGACACUCUCAGCCCUCAUCCCUCUUUCCCUCCCCCGCCUGCUCCGGAGGUGAGAGGUCAGAUGGACCAGGUCAUCGGUUCAAGGCAUCAUCUGCGCUCAUUAACAGGGGUCAGCAUUGUGUUCAAGUGUAUCCGAAAACCUUUCAUUUUAAAAGUUCCCCUUACCUGAGUUAUGUCCUCACUGCAAACUUGACUCAGGUAAAGCCGGGUGUAAAAACACAGCAUCAGAGCUCAGACUGUUGAGGUGAUCCCUCUGCUUAUCUCUGUGUCCGUGUGUGCUUCGUGUUGUCCCUGCAGCGCUUCUUCCCUCGUUGUGGUGUCCCUCUCCCGUCUGACCCUCAGUCCCAGUGCAGGUUUUAUGUGCAGUUCUAGAAGUAAUGAUUGAAUAAUAAUGUCACUUUUUGAACCAUCACUAAAAGUGUUUGAGUUUAUGGUUGGCUGAACAAACAAAGCCAGCAAAUUCCAUCCACCCUGUAGAAAAACAACAACAACAAACUACAGCACUCACAACAAACCAUCAGCAGACGUGAUGCAGCGUUAUUCAUUAUGGGGUUUUUCUGGAGAUACCCCCCUUCCUUUGUCCCUCUGUGCAUAUGAGCCUUCUUAACUAUUCCUGUGACCUGCUCUUUGAUGUCUUUGAUUCCUCAUACAAAGCUGGUGAUAUUUAACAAAAUGUGAAAUAAAUCUUUUACUCGCCUUAACCUGA